Molecule: messenger RNA, 4763 nt
Organism: Neoarius graeffei (lesser salmon catfish)
Lineage: Eukaryota; Metazoa; Chordata; Actinopteri; Siluriformes; Ariidae
Product: beta-1,4-galactosyltransferase 3
Exons: 7
Coding region: 769-1884 (371 amino acids)
Biological process (GO): carbohydrate metabolic process
Molecular function (GO): glycosyltransferase activity
Source: RefSeq, a predicted model, not a curated record
ACGCGUGAUUUUUUAGCCACAACAGAGCAGCUCACUUCCGGUGUGCUGAGGGUGGACUCGCUGCUCCGCUCCGCUCCCUCACACGGCGGUUCAGCGGCUUUAUUUCCCCUGGAGGAGUGAGCGGGGAGUGAGAGGAGAGUGAGCGGGGAGUGAGAGAGGAGAGUGAGCGGGGAUUCUGAGGUAAACGGUUGAUUUUGCUGCAGUAAUGUGGUUGUGAAGCGCCUGCGCGUUAGCAUGAAGCUCAUCAACAUGAAGAAGCGGCUUCCGGUCCUUCGACAGUGAGCUGUGAUUGGCCCAGCCUGCGUUGCCAACAGCAACAGACCCUCACUCUGAACUGUGGUUAAAUGAAUUGGUGUGUGCUGGAUACACACGCACCCUUUUUGUUUCAUACUUGGAAUUUUCUUGUCUGUUUCCAUUAUUUCUGAUGUUCACCUCGGAGCAGGAAGUGAUGUUAUGAACCGGCCCCAGCGAUGCCCACUCUCGUGCAUAACUUGCGUCUGUGAACUUGCACGGGUAUAAAUCGGAUCACCCGUCGUUGGUGUUUAUCCUCCACCAGUGCCUUCUGUAUCAGCUCUGACAGAUCACCACUUGGGUUUGUAGGUUUGUAUCUCCACCAUGUUUUAGCUUCGAUUAAAACCCUCAUGCUUUAACGGACGCUCUGCUGCGUAUCAUCUCCGUUAUCAGAUAUGAAACCUCCGUAGACUGGGGUCACCUCAGACUCGCUCCUGUUUUUGUUGUGAACACCUUGCGGAGUGAACCGGACUCACCAUGCUCACCUUCAACUCCAAGUGGCACUAUCUGUUCCUGUUGCUUGGCGUGCAGCUCAUCGUCAUGGCCCUCCUGUCCCGAGAGGCGUACCACAAGAGAGUCACUUACUUUUUACGGAUCUUCCGCAAAACGGAUACAGUGAGUGGGCUGGGGGCAGGUCACGGGACGAACCGCACCGGCGCUGAUGUCUACGCCAACUUGUCCCAACUGGUGCUGUUGCCCAACAAAGAUGACAUGCACUACUGCCCAAAAACAUCUCCACUACUCAGUGGUCCGAUCCACAUCAGCUUCCCCUCAGGACUCACACUCUCUCAGGUGGAGAGGAAGAAUCCACUGGUGGUGCGCGGGGGCCGCUACAGGCCGCCGGACUGCGAAGCCCGGCAUCGCACAGCUAUAAUCAUUCCCCACAGGAACAGAGAAUCACAUCUGAAGUUCCUCCUGUAUUACCUGCACCCGUUCCUCCAGAGACAACAGCUGAGCUACGGCAUCUACGUCAUCCACCAGGCUGGUAAUUACACAUUUAACCGGGCGAAGCUGAUGAAUAUUGGGUUCCGUGAGGCGAUGAGGGAGGAGGACUGGGAUUGUCUGUUCUUCCAUGAUGUGGAUCUGAUCCCUGAGGACGACCGCAACAUGUACACAUGUGACAAAAACCCCAAACACGCUGCCAUCGCCAUGGACAAGUUCGGCUACAAACUGCCCUAUAAGGCGUAUUUUGGUGGCGUGUCAGCGUUGAGUCCUCUACACUAUCUGAAGAUGAACGGCUUCCCCAACAACUACUGGGGCUGGGGGGGUGAGGACGAUGACAUCGGCAUCCGCGUGUCUCUGGCCGGGAUGUCCAUCAGUCGUCCGUCUCUGAGGAUCGGACGCUACAAGAUGAUCAAACACAAACUGGAUGAGGGCAACGAGGUCAACCCUAAGAGGUUUGGCUUAUUGGCCAAGACGCGGCAGACGUGGAAGUUGGACGGGAUGAACUCGGUGGAGUAUGAACUCCUGUCUCGGGAUUACCUGCCGCUCUACACCAACAUCACCGUCAACAUCGGCACCAAGGAUGGCCUGCGACCUCUGACCCCUAACCCUGAGCCGAAGGAGCGUGCAGAGAACCGGCCUGGGCACUGACACACCUCUUUCUCUCACUCUGACACACGCACAAUACAGGGUCGAUGUCUGAGUGGAGUGUGUGGUUUGGGGGCGGAGCCUCUUCAAUGUAUAAAUCAGGUUAUAAACUCCAGUCCCCCCGUAAACACAGUGACAGUCCUGCGUACCUCUCUGCACGUGCUCGUGUGUCCGAGAGGGAGAGAUUCACACCAUUGUUGCCUUAAACACAAAUCUGCACUCCUUUCUCUCUCUCGUAUGGAUUUUUACUGACUGAACUUCCUGGGUUCAGAACACCAGCGCCGAGGCCCAGAGGAUCAUGGGUAACGGGUCACGGUACUAGCUGAUUGGUAAAGGCUCUGGUUCUUCAGUGAAGGAGGCGGACCUGAUGUUAUUUCACACGCCUUGUACUGUAAACAUGCUUUAGGGACUAAAGGACUGUUUUUAAAAUUAACACAAUCAGAAAUUUCAUAAUGUCAGCUGCUGCUUUACCAAUCCAUACAUCCUGUCUGUCUGUCUGUCUGUCUGUCUCCUUGCUGCAUUUAGCCAUCAUGGCCUUUAUAAAAUAACUUUAACAAGGAGGGGGGUUUUUUUUCUGCAUAAAGGGUUUGUGGUGAAUAAAUAGUAAUUUUACUCGUCGCAGAACAGAAAUCGGGUCUGUAAUGUAGAGCGUUCUGCCAAUAGAAAGACUCGCACUACAGUCAGUUACAGUAAUUUACAUCUUAAUACGUCGAUUAGCUGUAAAUUGCUGAAGCGCACGGUUCUGAUUUAACAUCUCAUUAAAACAAUGUUCACUAUGGGAGAUUUUGAAGGGGUGUGGCCAAGUGGGAGUUCCUGAAAGCUGAAGGGGUGGGGCAAGAAAUCACAGGGUGCUUAAACAGCAUCACGUGGGUUUCCCCCCACCAUAAUUUGGGGGUAACUCUUGGCUUGUAGUUAGAGCUUUAAUGAGCUUUGGGCAUGUUAGCUAAACAUAAAUAGCUCGCUAAUAGAGACCAGAAAUAAGAUGUUUAAAUCAAGCGCGCUGGUUAGAGUUGCGCUGCCUGGUUGUCGCUGGUGUACACAAAGUGUAAAUAGCUAGCUAGCUUGUUUCAUAGCUCCCAACUACUCUCGAUCUUUCGAACUAAAACGUAUGCAGCCCUAAUUUCUGCCCCACACACCGCAGUGACUGGGUACUACUCCAAACAUAAAAUACGAGGUGAAUGUAAAUAAGUUUUCAAACAUUAUAUGUGAAAUUUGUGGUGUUAUGAAAUCAACCGCAGAUCUACAUUAGUUAAAGUUACAUUGUGCCUGGGGGGGCGUGGCUGUGCUGUGCUGGGGGCCGGGUGAUUGGCUUUUGUGUAAUUUUUUUCUUUUUUAAAUUUUGGCCUUUUGGAUGUGUUUAGGGUUCCAGGGGGAGUCUGAACGACCCUGCAGUGCCAUGACAUCUUUAUUGUAAUGUUUUUUUUUUUUUUUUUCCUUCAGGUUGAUGUUAAAGUAAAUAAUGAAUCUGUUUCUUCGUUGGCAAAAAAAAGAGGACGGAUGUAUUGAUGCGUUCAGCUUUAAGACUUUUUGCACGUCUGUGAUCGACCUCUUCCAUUUUGAUACCAAAUUCUUUCUGAUGGUUCACGAUCCUCACGAAGUCUGGCCAGGAGCGAUCGCAGUGUGAGCGCGAACAAGUUCCUCAGCUGAAGCAAAGAUUUCAUACGAUUAUUUUUUAGAAACUUUUUAUAAAACUCCUGUGCUGAACAGAACGAUGGGAAUUCUCCAACACAGAAAGAGUCAGGAAUGUAAAUGCUAAAACUGAUCACCAACGCGACCCAACGUUUAAAAUAAAAUGUAAAAGAUAUUGUUUCCACCAGCGUGCCAUUGAAAAUUGUGGUCGAUUGUGCACAUGAUGAUCACGUCUCCAACAUUUUUACAAUGCCAAUACUGUACCUGUGUUUUACCUGAUUUGUAAAUAUUUCCUUGUGUUUUAUGUAAUGCAGCAUGUGUGGGUUUUUUUUUUUUUCUUCUAAAAUGCUUGUGACCACUUUUUUUUUUUUUUUUUAGUUCUGAAUGAGUUUAGCAGAUGAAGGGGAGAACUGCCACACUCUGAGAACUGAAUGUUAAAUGCCCAGACGCCGUUAUUGCGGCCGGUGUUGAUGUGCAGGGCUGCGGGUGUCGUUUUCGGUACUGCUGCUAGGUAGGGCACCCGUUUAGGGUGCAGCCUGUUCAGGUGUCGUUAUACAUAUCAAGGGCUGAUUGAUUUACUUUUUUUUUUCUCUCCUUUUACGUUUAGAAUAUUAACUGUUCUCCUGGCAGCCUUAAAGUGGUUUAAAUGAUCCAGAUGGAAGUUAAGGAUGAGGUUCUGUGGAAUCAAGACUUGAUUCUCCUUCACUUCUUCAGCUGAGCACUAAUGUUAACUCUCUCUCAGCUGAAGUUGUGGUAAUUUGUGAUUAAACUAGUACUGUAUUUCUCUGUCCAGCUGAAGAAGUGAACCCAGUCAUGAUGUCCUCAAGAUGAUCAGCUGAACUGAUCGUGUCUGACUUAAGCUCUGCCUUCACUGAUGUGUUGUGGUUCCACGUCAAUCUCUAACAGUUAUCUAAUUAUCACGGUUGCUAUGGAGACUGCAGUCGGUCUUGUUUUGAAGCAGGUCUGGGUCGAUGUCAUAUCGCAAUACUGAACUUUUUUUAAUCGCGGUGUACGAUGAUGUGAUUCUGGAAUCUGCCUUCGCUCCCUCAGCGUCGCCUCCACGUCGUGUGAUCGCGAAGUCACGGGGACGGGCGUGGUGUGAGCGCCGAGCUCCAGUCUGAGGAGGGUUUUGUCUAAACGUGCCUACAGGAGUGUGAGAGAAUGUGGGACAGUGUGAUUAUUUUUGUAAUGAAUUCUGCGAAUGGUACAUAGUGGCCUUAUAAUAAAGAUUAAUAAAGUAAACAUUUAUCAAA